UAGAAGAAGAAGAAAAAUGUCACUUUAGAGCAUUUGUGUAAAGCAAUUAUGCUGCGUAGACAGGCCCGAUUAAGACGUGAAUACCUUCAUAAAAAGGCGGUGGAAGUACGUCAGAAUAAAAUUCUAGAAAAAAAGAAUCAACUCGCGAAAAGUUUGGCUAACAAUAGACCUAUCCGGGGCUCUUUGCAAGCGGAAGCUGUACAACUGCAAAAUAGUCUCAAAUAUGAUAAAGAAGGGGUUUGUGGUGAGGACGUGGACGACGAGUACCGGUACGCGGGUUACCAAAAUCCAAAAAUAAUGUUAACAACUUCCCACGAGCCGUCAUCUAGGUUGAAAAUGUUCGUAAAAGAGCUUAGGUUAAUAUUUCCUAACGCAAAACGAAUGAACCGUGGAAAAUACGAAUUGAAAGAAUUGAUCCACGCUUGUCGAGCUAACGACGUAAGCGACUUUAUUGUUGUACACGAACAUCGAGGAGUCCCCGAUAAUUUGAUAAUUUGUCAUUUGCCCUAUGGACCAACAGCGUUCUUUAACAUUUCUGGCGUUAUCAUGCGCCAUGAUAUACCAAAUAUUGGUACCAUCAGUGAGCAAAAACCUCAUUUAAUAUUUCAUAAUUUUAAAACAAAGCUUGGUGAACGUACUUUAAAAAUACUCAAACAUCUUUUCCCGGUACCCAAAGAAGAUUCUAAACGAGUUAUUACAUUUGCUAAUAAUGACGACUACAUAGCCUUUCGACACCACGUUUUUGAGUAUGUAAAUAAAGAAUUACAACUUGUUGAGGUUGGUCCACGUUUCCAACUCAAGCUGUACCAAAUAAAAUUGGGCACUUUAGACGAGAUCCAAGCAGCGAAUACCGAAUGGGUUCUUAGACCUUACAUGAAUACGUCGUCAAAAAAACGCUUUCUGUCCGACGAACCUGGUUGGGAAGAAGAAGACAGUGCGAAUAAUAAUUAAGAAUUUAUUAAGUUUCAUUGUGUUCAGGAAAAUAAACUACUUUUCUCUAUUUUGGUUCAUGUUUAACUUUUUGAUACAAACAAAAUUGCGAAUUAAUAAAAUAAUCGAAAUGCGUGAAAA
Glossina fuscipes is the source of this 1071-nucleotide messenger RNA. RefSeq names its product U3 small nucleolar ribonucleoprotein protein IMP4. Bases 49 to 951 code for a protein of 300 amino acids. Gene Ontology annotation, cellular component: Mpp10 complex; small-subunit processome; nucleolus. The transcript is spliced from 2 exons. Gene Ontology annotation, biological process: rRNA processing. Gene Ontology annotation, molecular function: rRNA primary transcript binding; snoRNA binding. Lineage: Eukaryota; Metazoa; Arthropoda; Insecta; Diptera; Glossinidae. The record is from RefSeq and is a predicted model, not a curated record.